This is a messenger RNA of Strongylocentrotus purpuratus (purple sea urchin), 3594 nucleotides long. RefSeq names its product orthodenticle-related protein, transcript variant beta-1 (gene otx). NCBI's taxonomy places the organism in Eukaryota, Metazoa, Echinodermata, Echinoidea, Camarodonta, Strongylocentrotidae. Gene Ontology annotation, cellular component: nucleus. Gene Ontology annotation, biological process: regulation of transcription by RNA polymerase II. The record is from RefSeq and is marked provisional. Gene Ontology annotation, molecular function: DNA-binding transcription factor activity, RNA polymerase II-specific; RNA polymerase II cis-regulatory region sequence-specific DNA binding.
UGAGAAUGAAAGGAAGCCGGUCAAAGAAUGGCUCUUGUACUUCUCAAAGCGUGACGUCGUCAUAUUCACUAAACUUAUCUCUAUCUCUCUCUCUCUCUCCUCUGUUCGGGAUUUUUACCGUCAAUUUCUGUCAGGCGGUGGUAUGUAUAAACGCUGAGAGCUUCGGGCAUCAGACUUGACCGGUACUCGCCGCUUGGCCAGCACAAACCCGAUUUUCCUCUCCGACUGUCCGCUAAUAUUAAUACCUGACUUAAUCCGAAUAUGUGCGCUUAACGAGUAAUCUCAUAACGUCUAUUGAACAUCGCUUAAUUAUCGUCAGAUUAUCCUAUCAUACUUGCCGUUCAUUGGCAUUUUGUUUAGGAACGUCGCUGGAACAUUUCUGCACUUCUUGUCUACUUUUGAUUUAAGUAAGACUUGCUUUGUAAUUGGACACGCAUAUCUCUUAAUAAGAACAUCUCCUAAACUUCUAACUUCAACCAAAAAUCAACAUAGUGAGAUAUCUAGAGAGUGAAAUAUUGUGAAUAACAGCCCUAGAAGAGCAUUCUAAACUAAAUUUUUUCACCACUUCGAGAAUCAGUACUGAUACAUUUUAACGAAGAUAAAUUCUAUCUUCCUAUGAUCUCUAAUUGAAUCGGUGACGGUAGAGCAGCUUUGGGACCCGACAUUGACAGAGUGUUCUCAUCACGGAAUCUUAUCCUAUCUUUCAGUUCGUGAGGCGGUUCGACCCUACCUCCGCCAAGCUGGAUCAUUCUGCCUUGACAGGAGGUCCCCGGACCUUCCCGGUAGCGAGCAUGGCUUACACCAUUCCGCCCGUACCGCCCCAACAUCACCACCACCUUCAGAACAAGAUGAACGCACUCGGCUCUCCGUACUCCGUCAACGGGCGAUCGCUGGCGUCGCCGAACGUUGAGCUCAUGCAUCCCGCUAUGUCAUAUACAAAUCCACCUCGGAAACAGCGGCGAGAAAGAACGACCUUUACACGAGCCCAGCUCGACGUCCUCGAGACCUUGUUCAGCAGGACCAGGUACCCUGAUAUCUUCAUGAGGGAGGAGGUUGCUAUGAAGAUUAAUCUACCAGAGUCGAGAGUACAGGUCUGGUUCAAGAAUAGGAGAGCGAAGUGCAGGCAACAGCAGCAACAGCAACAGAACGGUCCUAAUAGCAACAACACCACCAACAAGCCACGCCCUGCUAAGAAGAAGACGCCACCACCCACACCACGUGAGAAUGAUGCCCCCACCACCACAUCAAGCGAUACACCACCGUUCAAGGCAUCGCCAUCCGUCUCAUCGAGUAUGCCCAAUAACAACAGUAUUUGGAGCCCGGCCUCGAUAGCCCCUCAACCCAUGUCAAGCGAUCAUUUAGCAGCGAACAUGAGUAAUAACAGUUGUAUGCAGCAUUCCUACACCAUGCCCAACGCACAGCCUGCUGCAGGCUACACAGCGCAGGGCUACCAAUCACCGUACUUCGGCGCCGGCCUCGACUACCUCUCUCACAUGCCGCAAUUCCCCGGCUCCAUCAACCACCAGAUGGCAGCGAGUGCUAUGAACAACGGGCCGAUGACCACCAUGGCCUCGCAGCUGCCACCUCCCCACCACGCCCACAUGCCCAUGGGCGCCAUGUCGAGUGCAGAGUGUAUCGACGGCAAAGAACAGCCGCAAUGGAAGUUCCAGUCGUUGUAACCCCCCUACGGCUUAUCUCAAGAAGGCGACCCCAUCGACUCCAUCGAAAUCAAUGGGACAUUUUCUACAGUCACCAUGUUUUUGCGAAAUGUGAAAAAGGACACUCAUGGUAAUAAUGGCGGCCUGUCCCGGCUGUUUUGCGACGUGCACUCUCGAACAUGACAAUGAAAGGACCAAUGACGUUAUUGGUAGGAAGCAGUUUUAAACUUUUAAUUUAUCACAAUUUAUUUUGAAAGGAAUCAUACGAUACAGUCUAGAGAUAACCAAAUAAUGGUUUUCAUCAGUUUCGUUAUGGCGCCAAUCUGAGACGCAAGACAUUGCCGUUCGGACAAUCUGAAAUGAAACACCCUUCAUUCUUUACUUUGCAAAAUUAUGAACAAUUCAUGAGAUUUCAUGUUGCGUCUUAUUCUUUUGCAAAAUAAUAAUCAGGAAAAAGAGGGUAAUUAGUUGAACACUUGACAAGUCAUCAGCAAAUGAAUACAUACAAUUUGCAAUUUGGUAAAGAACAUUUGCAUCAGAAUGUAUUCUCAUUUGACAAAUAGCGUCACUAGUAUGUCUACGAAUCAUGUUUCAUCUAGUCAUUAUUAUGUUUUUUAUAAAGUAUCUUCAGAAUCAUACACUUUAGGGCGAAAUGAUUACAACAAAUCGUUUAAAUGAAUCCGGUGAUAAAUGAUGUAUGACCUUGAACGCAGCUCUCAUACCGAGUGCUAAUAUCAACUCAGUUUGGUUGAUAUAAAGGACCUUGUUAAAAUGAACCACCACCAAACUUCCCACCGAAAAUGGACAAAAAAAGAAUGACUGAUUUAUCUAUCAUGCAAUGUAAAUCUAGAUAAAUUUAUUUAUUACAGUAGAAGUAGACAAAGUGAGAACGAUUAUCAUCGAAUGUUGCUCCAUUAUUUUGGCUAUUAUGUUGCUCAACCUGAGGCGAAUUUUAAUCAUGUUACCGACAUUCCUGCGAGAAUCAAAGAAGUCGACUGCAAUCAACUCGUAUUAGUUAAGAAGAAUCAGCUCAAGUUUAUUUGUUUCUUUAUGUCUUUUAGUCGAUUGAUUUAAAUUUCUGUUGUGAACUUAAAAACGUUCGAAUUUAGUCGAAGCUAGCAUCCCGCAUUUCUAUUCUUCAACAAUAUUAUUUUCGAAGACUAUCUCAAGAGCGUUCCGUUCAGCACAUGAAAGUGUCGAACUAAGCUAACAACAUAUUUAGCACAGAUUCUUUUUCUUUUCAUUUGGAUUUACACUCCCGAGUCGGGUGGAUAUACAGGGUCAUUGUUAAUGUAUGAAACGUUUAUGUUGUAUAGAAAACAAUCUUUUUAAAUUACAAAGUCAUCAAGUAAUGUGUUUAAAAGUUACCAUCAACGGAACUGUCGAUUUUAAAUUGAAAAUAUAUAUGUACUGUACUUCCAAUUUCCCAUUGUGCGGAUUUUAACUGUGGUAAUAGCCCUAAUACAUUUUUGAUUUUUUUUUUUCAAGUGGGGCUUAACUUAUUUAAUAUCAAUGUGAAAAGCAAUCUCUCUAACACAUCCAGUAUUUAGAAUUCUAAUAUUUUGUAGAUUAUGUUUCUUCUGAUAUUUAUGUUCUAUUCUUUUCUCUUCGUUUUGACCACAAACCGCAUGAUGUGUUUGCAAAUGUCACGUCAUUUUGUUUCCGAAACUUUAGUUAUUUCUUCUUCGUAUCAUUCUCGUUCUUCUGCCUCACAUUUGAGUGUAAAUAAAUAAUAUCUAGACGGGGCAACUUCAUUAUUUUUUUCUUGAUUCUGUUCAUUCCAUGUUUAAAGUAGUGUGACACAAAUCAUGUAGUAUGUAGGUUUAUAGAUAUCUGAAUAUCUUCGUUAUUUUUCCCCAGUUGUUUCUAGCCUGACGCGAUGUUAGGUACAUUAUGCACAGUUGAAUGAAAAUUAUUAAAAAUUGCACGAAAUAUA